CUCAUUUAACAAUCAAUUAUGAAGUGUAACUAUCACAUGAGAUAAAGUUAAUAGAGUUGAACGGUCAGACCAUGCUUGAACUAAUCUUAGUGACCAAGAUGAAAUAAAAUAUUUUUAGUGGCAUGGAUUAGUUUAGUAAACCCAGUGACUAAACUUACAAUUUACUCUUAAAUAUAUUGUAUUUAAAUAUGAAGAUUUUUUAUUUUGUUUGGAAUAUUAUAUUUUAUUUAAGGGAAAAUAUCACUAGAAAACCCGAACUAUCAGAAAAAUAUCACAUAUGUCCCAACCUAUUCAAUAUUCGAUUUAUGUUCUAGACUAUUUUUCCGUUAAGUUUACCAACAUUGACCGUUAAUUUUUGACAGAAACUCUAGUCAAUAUUAAUGUGAUCGAUGACAUGGAAUUUUAAAAUCAAUUUUAAUUUAAUAGCAUUUUAAAAUUAGAAAAAAGGCACUACAAUAAUUUUGUAAUUUUCUGACAAAAUAAUUUUGUCAUUCUAAUUUUGUCAUAAUAAAGUAUCUAACUUGACAAAACUACUCUAAAAACCUAUUCUAGGUCGAGCGGAAGGAAGUUGAAGAAAGCUAGCUGCAAAAGGAAUAACAGGGAACAUACGCGUCAUGCUCUUUCAAACAUUUUGGAUGUUUGUAGAACUUUCCUUUUAAGAUGAACUUGUUGUAGGGUUGUCCUCAAAGUAGAACAGAUGGAGGCAAUGUGAAGACGAGAAUGUCAUGUUACUCUGCAACAUUAUUAUUAAGGAAUAUGACCAAUAUUAUUGAAUAUUUUGUGGUGCCCUCAAUAUUCAUGACAAUCGUGUCAUUCAUCAUAAUUUUCAGAUAUGGCGAAAGAAUUAGCAUUGCCGGAUUAUGACAAAAUGACUUUGCCAUAAAUAUACAGACUAUUCCUAAAUAUAAACAUGACAUUAACAGUUUAUCAAGACAAACCCAUUACGACGAAAUUUUUUUUGGCACAAAAACCACAAAUUAGAUAUUACUAGUUUUUUUGCCUGCGCUCUGCCGCGGUAAUUUUUUUGUCUGCGCUCUGCUGCGUUAAGAAAAUAAUAAUGUAAUUGGAAUUAGAUUAUAAAAUUAUUCAGAUAAGAUACCUACAUAAGUUUUACAUAGUGUCUUAAUCAUUACGAUUAACAUAUGUCACUGGUUUGUUUAAGUGAUACAUAAUAAAUUAUUAUCCCUAUAUAAGGAUUACGUAGUGAAUGGAAAACUUAUAUUUUUUUCUUAAUUGAUACAUACAAAAUGAUUAUAUAUUCAUAAUAUUUACGUAAUGUUUUAAUUAUUAAGAAAGACUCAUUAAUAUCUUUGCUUACAACACAUCUAUCCCGCAAUAAAUUUUAGUUUGUGUAAUGUUUAUAAAUGUAUGAAUGAAUUUAUACUUUAUAUAACUGUUAUAGAAAGUUUUUUUUUAACUGCUAAAAAUGUUGUUAAUCUGAUGGCACAGGAAUUGGUGAGUGGGUAUAAUAGGCGAUAUCUAUCAUCUCGAUGUGCAAUUAAAGUUGAUAUAAUGAAGGCAUUUGACUCUGUAAACUGGAGGUACCUGUUUUUCAUGAUGAGUGCCAUGGGUUUCCCUGCAACAUUUUUGAAGUGGAUUAGAAGUUGCUUGCAAACUGCCCACUAUAGUAUCAAUGUGAAUGGCAGCCUUUGUGGGUUUUUUAAAGCCAGGAAAGGUGUGCGUCAGGGUGAUCCAUUGUCGCCAUAUCUUUUUACCAUUGCAAUGGAGGGGUUGUCUACAAUGUUAACAGAGGCAGGCCAGUCAGGGGUUCUUCCAUUUCAUCCAUUGUGUAAGAGAGUAGCACUGAAUCACUUAUGCUUUGCAGACGAUCUGCUAAUAUUCACUAAGGGGUCUGCUCAGGCAAUAAUGCAGGUCAAAGUGAUUCUGCAGCGUUUCCAUCAGAUCUCAGGGCUUAACAGCAAUCCUGCCAAGUGUGAAAUCUAUUUUGGUGGAGAUUCAAUUCUCUACAAAACCAAUGCUCUGUCUCUUACUAGGUUUAAGGAGGGGAAACUGCCAGUCCGGUAUCUGGGAUUACCUUUGCUGUCAGGCAAGUUAUCUUCAGUGGAAAUUGAUAGUCUGGUUGAUAAAAUUACUAAAAGGAUCAAGUCUUGGCAGGCCAAGAAGCUAUCAUAUGCAGGAAGGUUGCAACUGCUUAACUCUGUGCUCUUGGGGGUGGUUUAAUUUUGGAUGCAGAUGUUCAUUCUACCAAAGCAAGCUCUUAAGAGAAUACAAAAGGUUUGCUCUUAAUUUCUAUGGCACGGAAUUGAUGAAGGAAAGGCAAAAGUGGCAUGGGAGCAGGUAGCCUUUCCUAAACAGGAAGGGGGACUGGGGGUUAAAGAUUUGGUUGCUUGUAAUUAGGCAUGCACUAUUAGAAUCUCUGGUUGUUCUUGAUGAAUUUAGGGGCUUUAUGGGUGGCCUGGAUGAAAGAAUACAAGUGUUGGCAAUGUGAUCUGUGGUCAUUAAGAGUGCAAUAUAGUAGCUCAUGGGCUUGGAGAAGGCUUCUCAAGCUUAGGACUGUGAUUUCCCCCUGGAUGCAUAAGCAUAAUGAUACAGUCUAUUGGGAUUCCAAAGAGAUGGAUACUUACUCAAUUCAUAGAGUCUGGGAAACUUUUAGGAGCAGGGCUCCUAGAGUUAUGUGGUACAAGUUGGUCUGGAAUAUUAAUUGUCCACCUCGUUACAGCAUGAUUGUCUGGUUAAUAAUGAAGAAUACAAUUGUUACAAGGGAUAAACUACUAAAAUGGGGAAAGAUCAGGAAAGCAGAUUAUCAGCUCUAUGGCAAGGAGGUGGAGAGCAGGGAUCAUCCCUUUACUCAGUGCUCGUUUGCAAGAGAUUUUGCUGCUGUCAUUAGGUGUAACCUGAUGAUGCAUCAUGAUUGGGAUGCUAUGAUAUAUUCUCUGACCUCUGCAGGAUAAGCAAGAACAGGGGAAUGUCACACCUCUCAUUUGGUGCAUCUUGGUGACGUUCAUUUGGAAGGAAAGGUGCGGUGUAGUCCAUGGCGCUCCACGUCGCACCCCGGGGCAAGUAGCAGACCUUAUCAAGCAGGAAUUGACGCUCCUCACAUAUGGGAAUAGAGGGAUCCAAGAUGCCUUAGUUGGGCUGGGUUACUUAUAGUGUUUUGCAGUUUGUUCCCUUUGUCUUAGUAAAGAACACAGAUAGGGUGUGAUGUGUUUAGCCUGUUGGUGACAUUGGGAUGAUUAUCCCGCUUUCGUUGCAUUGGUUUCUUACAGAAAUAAAAGCAACUAAUUCAACGAAGAAAAAAAAAGUUAUUAAAUAAAUAUUUUAUAAUGUGUGGUCUAAUAAUAAAAUCAAAUUUAGAAAGUAACAUAUGAUUAAACUGUUAUGCUGAAGUCAACUAACCUCUCAGAAACUUUUCAUAAUGCAAAUUAAUGACAUAUUAAAUAUUUUAGUUAACAAUAUUGAAAUUUGGUUAAUAAUAAAGGAAUAAUUUAAUAAGAUUUCU
Molecule: messenger RNA, 3460 nt
Organism: Linum trigynum
Lineage: Eukaryota; Viridiplantae; Streptophyta; Magnoliopsida; Malpighiales; Linaceae
Source: the annotation of a GenBank genome assembly